This is a messenger RNA of Prorocentrum cordatum, 2270 nucleotides long. NCBI's taxonomy places the organism in Eukaryota, Dinophyceae, Prorocentrales, Prorocentraceae. The record is from the annotation of a GenBank genome assembly.
AGCUCGAGGCGGGUGCUGUGAUCGAGCCCGGCCCCGCAGCGGGGCGGCCAUGGCGGCUCCCAUCGGGCAGGAUGAUGACGCGGGCCUGGCCUCCCAGCCGGAGGUGCUGAGCAACUUCAGGGCGGCCGUUGGGGCCAGGAAGCAUGCCGUCGAGAGCCACGUGAGGAUGAGAGCGCAGCGCUACGCGGUCGCAGACAGCCACGCGCAGUCGCUCGGAGAGGAGGGCCGGCUUGAGGCCGUGCAGGCCCACCACGAUUUCGAGAACGAGAUGGUACGGAGGUCGAGGAUCGGGGACCUGCCCUGCGCUCGCCAAUCCUUGGCCCUUCUCCGGGCCUCUGGAGGCCACUGUGGGACCUCGGGGGGCCUCCGCGAGCUCCCCCACUCCACUUGCCCCUCUUUUCUCGCCCCCCACGUGGGAGGAGGUAGGAGUGGGAGGGGCGCGGGGAUGGAUCGGCGAGUCGAAGAGGGAUUUCACAGAGGAGGAGGUGGACGACGGCAGACUUCGAGCAGUUGCGUGUGCUCGGCGAGGGCGGGUUUGGCACAGUGCACCUGGUCCAGUCCCGUGGGUCCCAGCAUCUUCUUGCCCUCAAGCAGAUGAGCAAGGAGGCGCACAAGAGGAAAAACAAGCGCGUAUUCACCGAGAGGAAUGUGCUUGCAGAGGCUAGGAGCACAUGGAUCGUUGAGCUCUUCGCGACCUUCCAAGACCGAGACUACGUGUUCAUGGCCAUGGAGUUCGGCCAGGGAGGGGACCUGCGUGGCCACCUGCAGAGGAGGGAGCCGGGCAACGGCGAGUACGGGCGCUUCACCCACGACGAGGUAGUCUUCUACACCGCGGAGUUGCUGGAAGCGCUGGAUACCGUGCACAAGUGCGGCUUCGUCCACCGCGACAUCAAGCCGGACAACAUCGUGCUCACACGUGAGGGGCACCUGAAGUUGCUCGACUUCGGCCUCUGCAUCGGUAAUGCCGACCAGCAAGACCUCUGCGGCUCCCCGCCCUACCUGGCCGCGGAGGCCUUUGAGGGCCCAGGCGCGUUUAGCCCGGCCAGCGACCUCUGGGCGUUGGGCGUAGUGGCCUUCGAGUGCCUCUACGGCCGUCCGCUCUGGCCCCCGCCCCGCGAGCUUUCGAAUCAGGGUCCGGCGGCUUUCAGGUGGCUGAAAGAGAACGUCAUCGUGCGGUACGAGCACUACCUGCGCACUAACCUGAAGAGCGCGGAGCGGAAGGGGCUGCUCACCAGCGAGUUGAGGCGCCUCUUCGAGCGGCUGAUCUGCCCCCGCGGCAACCGGCUGCGCGCGGACGCCCUUCGCAGGGAGCCGCUCUUCAGGUGCCUGGACUUCGGGGCCCUUCACGAGGUCGAGCCACCGAUCAGGCCGGCCCUCUCGGGCCCGGACGACACGUCCAUGUUCCCGCAGUGCCCCGACAGGAGGCUGCCCUCGCCUUACUCCGGCCCUGGCGUCGACCCCGCCCUCAGCUGGAGCUGGUACGAGCUCGACGGCGAGAGUCACCACAUGUCGAGGCCGGACGUGCUGAGAGACCGCCUGAGGCGGAGCGGCCAUGGCGGCGCUUGAGCGGCCCAGCGCGCUCGUGCCGGGACGGGACGGGAGCGCGUGGCGGGGUCAGGGUAGAGUCGAGGAAUGAGAACAGUAUCAGCACUUCCCGUCUGACGGGGCCCUGAUCAUCCGGAAUCGGCUCUGUGCAUGUGCGCAGGCCCAGCCGGCAGCACGCACACGCCAAUCGUGGGGCUCCCAGGCGGGGAUGUAUCCAGAACCACCGCCCGGGGUAUCGAUCUUUGGGGAUGUCGGCAGGCAUUGGAUGUGGAUGUGUCCGAUCCGCUGGGGUCCCUUUCGUAUCAAUGUCCAUUGUCCCGUGGUGUCCCAGGAAGGCGGUUCCCCAGGCGGUGGGUACGAACAUCUCCCUGCCUUGCAAUGUCUGCCUCUGUGCGCGCUGCUGCCGCGCCUCCUAGCCUCUCCGUCCCUCGCCUCCUCGCUGGCCUUGGCCAGGGAACGCCUUCCGGUGCAGUCCCGCGGCGAGCCAGCGGACAGUUGCGUCCAGGUCGGAGGGUUGGGUCGGGUCGGACUGGUGUCCUAUUUCAGGGCUCAGGGCUGCCCUUAGCACUCCCUAACGAAUCGGCUGCGAGAGCCCGCUCGCCUUUUUCAGGCUAUCCUCGAAUCGGCGGGGGCGCCGCCCUCAGACUUUUGUGCGCGCGCUCUUGCCCUCUCUGCACGACUGGGCGCCAGACCAGAAACGUUAGGCGGACGCGAGGAGCCAGAGC